AUGUUCUUUUCCACGUUAAUUGUCAUAUUUAAAUCCACAAUCGGACAAGAUGGCGGUGAGACUGUUAGCCAAUACAGACCUGGUGUAGGAGCUGGAGUGCCAACGAAUAUACCUAUAUACGGAACUGGUCAGAUAUAUGGAACUGGGCAGGGAUAUGGUACUGGACAGGGAUAUGGAACUGGAGCUCCCACUGGAGCUUCUGCUGAUGUUGGAGUUGUAGUUGGAACUGGCGUUUUACCAGCAGGCGUAGCCGAGCUUUUGCCUGCAGUUAAGGUGCAAGCUGAUGCAGUGCCAGGUGCUGCUGGAGCUACUUCUAGCUCUACAGCUGGAGCUAUACUUUUAGAAGCAACAAGAGCUGGAACUUUACCUGGCGUUGGGUCUGCUGUUAGAACUAUACCAAUAGUCACAACAGGCGCUGGAGUUUCGCCAUCCGGUAGAGCCGGUACUGGAGUUCCCGCUGGAGCUUCUUUCGAUGUUGGAGCUGUAGCUGGAACUCUAUCUACUACCUCUACGGCUGGAGCUAUACUUUUAAAAGAAACAAGGGCUAGAGCUUUACCUGGCGUUGGAUCAGAGCCUGAAGUCAUGCCAGCAGUUAAUUGUCAUAUUAAAGCUAUACCAUCAGGCGGGGCUCGGAAUGUUUUAGGCGAAAAUGCUGCCUAUGGUUCUGGAUAUGGUUCUGGAAACGUGCCUGGAUACGGACAGUAA
Messenger RNA from Tetranychus urticae (two-spotted spider mite), 705 nucleotides. NCBI's taxonomy places the organism in Eukaryota, Metazoa, Arthropoda, Arachnida, Trombidiformes, Tetranychidae. The record is from RefSeq and is a predicted model, not a curated record.